UGCAAAGCCUGGCAAGCUCCGUACCAUCCCCAUCCCUGUCGCCAGGUGCUACACCUACAGCUGGAACCAGGACAGCUUUGACAUCCUGCAGGAAAUCCUGCUCAAGGAACAGGAGCUGCUCCAGCCAGGAAUCCUGGGGGACGAUGAGGAGGACGGGGAGGACGAGGAGGACGAGGAGGACUUGGAAACCGAGGGGCCUUGUGCCGAGAGGGACUCGCUGCUCUCCGGCGGCUCGGCAGCCUUCCACGACUCCACGCUGUCGCUUGCCUCAUCCCAGGCCUCGGGACCCACCCUCUCCCGCCAGUUGCUGACCUCCUUUGUCGCGGGCCUCUCUGACGGCAUGGAUAGUGGCUACGUGGAGGACGGCGAGGAGAGCUCCUUCGAGUGGCCCAAGAGGCCUGGCAGCCAGGAGCGCCGGGGCCACCGCAGGCCCGGGCAGAAGUUCAACAGGAUCUAUAAGCUCUUCAAGAGCACCAGCCAGCUGGUGCUGCGGAGGGACUCCCGGACCCUGGAGGGCAGCCCGGACAGCGCCCGGCCCCUGCGGCGGGCCGGCAGCCUCUGCAGCCCCUGCAGCCCCCUGGAUGGCCCGGCGCUGCCCCCGUCCCGGGCCCAGCGCUCCCGCUCCCUGCCCCAGCACAAGCUCGACCCCGAGCUGCCCGGCUGGCUCCUGGCCCCCGCCUCCCGUCACCGGCGCCGCUGCCCCUUCCUGAGCGGGGACGAGGACCCCAAGGCCUCCACGCUGCGAGUCGUGGUCUUCGGCUCCGAUCGGAUCUCGGGGAAGGUGGCCCGGGCGUACAGCAAACUGCGCAGGCGGCUGGAGAGCAACCGUCCGCUCCUCACGCGGUUCUUCAAGCUUCAGUUCUUCUACGUGCCCAUGAAGCGGAGCCGCGGGACCAGCGCCAGCCCAGCCCCUCGGAGCCAGACGCCGCCGCUCCCCACAGACCCCCCGAGGCACCCCGGCCCUGCGGAGCUGGGUGCAGCCCCCUGGGAGGAAAGCACCAAUGACAUCUCCCACUACCUCGGCAUGCUUGACCCCUGGUAUGAGCGCAACGUCCUGGGCCUCAUGCACCUGCCCCCUGAAGUCCUGUGCCAGCAGUCUCUGAAGGCUGAGUCCCGGCCCCUGGAGGGCUCUCCUGCCCAGCUGCCCAUCCUGGCGGACAUGCUGCUCUAUUACUGCCGCUUCGCUGCCCGGCCGGUGCUGCUGCAGGUCUACCAGACCGAGCUGACCUUCAUCACCGGGGAGAAGACGACAGAGAUCUUCAUCCACUCCCUGGAGCUGGGUCACUCCGCCGCCACACGCGCCAUCAAGGCUUCGGGUCCUGGCAGCAAGCGAUUGGGCAUCGAUGGUGACCGGGAGGCCAUCCCUCUAACACUACAGAUUAUUUACAGCAAGGGGGCCAUCAGUGGACGCAGUCGCUGGAGUAACAUGGAGAAGGUCUGCACCUCCGUCAACCUCAGCAAGGCCUGCCGGCAGCAGGAGGACCUAGACUCCAGCACGGAGGCCCUGACGCUAAACCUGACAGAAGUGGUGAAAAGGCAGAACCCUAAAUCCAAGAAGGGCUUCAACCAGAUUAGCAUCUCGCAGAUCAAAGUGGACAAGGUGCAGAUUAUCGGCUCUAACAGCUGCCCCUUUGCCGUGUGCCUGGACCAGGACGAGAGGAAGAUCCUGCAGAGUGUGGUCAGGUGUGAGGUCUCACCCUGCUACAAGCCGGAGAAGAGCAGCCUCUGCCCCCCACCCCAGAGGCCCUCCUACCUGCAGGCGCAGGCCGCACCCGACCUCUGCUCCCUGCUCUGUCUGCCCAUCAUGACUUUCAGUGGCGCUCUGCCCUAGCGGCCCAGCACCAGCCUGGACAGCAAGCCCGGGGGCAGCCUCCUCGGAGCCCCCUCCCUCUUGGAGGGCCUCGCUCCCCGUGGAGAACUGGACGACCCUGUGCUGGGUCAGGGUCCCGCUGUGGGCCCUGCAGCAGGCAGGGGGCAGGGGUUAGGGGGUUGACGGCGCCUCAGGGCUCUGUUUGGGAAAGAAACAGGCAUUAGGGAGAGGGGCCUGGCCCUACAGCCCCUCAGAUUCCUCAGGUAGAAAGGAGAAGGAUGGGUGGGCUGGCCUCUGAAGGCCCUGCCCUCUGGUGUGGUCUAGGAUCCUUUCUAGAAGAAAGAUCUGAGGCUCUGGUGCUCUGGGGUGUGGUUUAGGCCUCCUCCCCCAACCCUUGGCCGGGCCCCCCCCCUUACUUUGUCAGGGGCUUGGGGAGCCCUUGGAGUCUGGAAUUUCAGUCCCCUUACUCAGGGGUUCAGGUGGUAGAAACGUAGAUGCGACUUUUCUGACCUCAGUGCCGUCGCCCCCAUCCCACACCCCUCUCUGUCUCUCUCUCUCACACACACACACACACACACACACACACACACACACGCAUGCAUGCACGCACGCACACACACACACCCGCACACACCCUUUCUCUCUCAAGUUCCCUGGAUCUUCUAAAAAACAGCACUAACACUUGACCUGUCUGCUGUCAGGACUCAGAACAGACUCUCUCUGGAGCCUCUUUCUGGAUCGAGAUCCUUGGGAGGCAGGACGAGCUUAGAUUCAGUGGCAGCUCUUACCUUCUAGCUAAAUGACCAGAAGGAAGUGAAUUAGCUUCUUCAAGCCUCCCUUUCCUGAGCGCUAAGAUGGGGGGAUAUAAGACCUCCUUAAAAGGCUGAGACAAAAUUGUGUGCAACGCGCCUGGCUCAGCCGCAGGCUCAUAGCAGGUGCUCAGUAAAGGUCAGCGGCCUCGCCCUUUAAGCCCUGACUCACCUGUCUGGCGGGGGGUGGGGAGGCGAUGCUCUUCAUUCCCUCCUUUCCAAUUCACUGAUGAGGCAGGACCCAGACCGAGGGGGUAGGGAGCCCUCGGUUCUACCCUCUGAAGGAGAGGAGGGCUGCACACGUGCCUUCACCUCCUCCUCUCCCGGGUUGGCCCCUGUGCCCCACUUCCCGUCUCACUCCAUUGUGUGUGAAAUCUUCCAGCCCCAAAGUUCACUGGUACCACUGCGCCUGGGCAGGUUCCCAGAGGAGUAGAGGAUGGACAGCUGAGCUUGAGGAGCUUAGGGCCUGAUUGGGGGAAAACGGCUGAUACAACAUGAGAGCCAAAGUUUUUAACUGCCAGGUUGCAGUGGUUUGAGAAGCUGGAAGCUGAUGUGGGCUAGGAUGGUAGGCGGAGGGCGGGCCUGGGCCCGGGACUUGGACUCGUAGAGGUGGAGAAAGUAACCACGGAAGCAAGACAACUGUAUUCUGCACAGAACCCCUCGAUUCCCUCCUGCUCCGGCUUCAUCUGGUCCAAAGGUUCUGGGCUUAUAGGAGCCCAUGAAACCCCAGCCCAGAGAACUCAGGACUUGAGAGAAGUGGACAGAAUGUCUCUGGCCGCAUAUCGUCACCCUUCCGCUGUCAAGGCCAUCUGUCCUUGCUUCAGGCCCCAGACAGUGGUUGGCAGUAUACCUUCAAUAUUUUUUGUUGUGUGAGCUGGUUGUCCUACUAUUGACAGAUGUUCAAGAAUAAACAAGUGGAAUUUAAUAUUAUUGUCAAAUAAAACUUGAUUCCU
This is a messenger RNA of Balaenoptera acutorostrata (minke whale), 3572 nucleotides long. RefSeq names its product phosphoinositide 3-kinase regulatory subunit 5. The record is from RefSeq and is a predicted model, not a curated record. Bases 341 to 1831 code for a protein of 496 amino acids. Gene Ontology annotation, molecular function: 1-phosphatidylinositol-3-kinase regulator activity. Gene Ontology annotation, cellular component: phosphatidylinositol 3-kinase complex, class IB. NCBI's taxonomy places the organism in Eukaryota, Metazoa, Chordata, Mammalia, Artiodactyla, Balaenopteridae. The transcript has 11 exons. Gene Ontology annotation, biological process: G protein-coupled receptor signaling pathway; positive regulation of MAP kinase activity.